Symbiodinium pilosum is the source of this 2508-nucleotide messenger RNA. NCBI's taxonomy places the organism in Eukaryota, Dinophyceae, Suessiales, Symbiodiniaceae. The record is from the annotation of a GenBank genome assembly.
AUGUUGCCAGCAGGCAUAAUCAUAUGUGGCAGCCAACUUGGCCAACCAAGUUACCGAGAAGUCGUGAUGACUAUUGGGCUUGUGUUGGUUCUACUUUCUUGCUGCUUUUGCUGCUGCUCCCUACGGCGAACUUGCUGCGAAGGCAUUUUCAAUUUACCUGAGCCCGCACCAUUGGUGCCUCCGCUGUCCAAGAUGCCUGGUGCGAGGCAAAUACCGAUCAAGAAAGUACUGCUGAUCUACAACCCUCACGCUGGCAAGCGGCAAGCUGAAAGGAUUCUGACAGAAGUGGUGCUGCCAGGUUUGCGCAAGCGCGGGAUUGACUGCACAGCAAUUGCUACGGAGGGUGUGGGUCACGCUCGACAGCUGGGAAUGACACUGCAGCUUGCGGAAUUCCAGGCAGCUGUGACGCUCGGAGGUGAUGGCACCUUUCAUGAGCUGGUAAAUGGCAUGUUUGCGCGUGAGGACGGAAAGCAGAUUCCGGUGAGUCUAAUCCCAUUGGGGACAGGCAACGGCUUGUCAGCCACCCUGCGCCAGAACAUGCAGCGACAAGGCGAGGAGGUGUCUGUUUGGUCAGAGAUGGGUGCAGUGCUCGACUGGUCCCUUGACAGGAUUGCAGGAGGCCAGGUCUCUCGCGUUGACCUCUUAGAGGUGGAGGUCAUGAACCGACGCCUUCUGGCGGUGAUGAUGGUCUACGUUGGUCUCUUCGCCGAGGUGGACGUGGUAGCUGAGCCCCUGCGGUGGCUGGGCCCUGCUCGCUUUGACCUCGCCAGCGUGCUCAUGAUCUUGAAGCAGCAGACGCUCAAUCUCAGGUGCAAGUUGAGUCUGGCAGACGGGACCUCGCAAGAAGAAAGCCUGUCGACAAUUGGAGCAUGCCUGGGCCUGUGUCAGCACUUCUCGGACAAGCUGCGCUCUGUCCCUGAGGCUCAGCUUGAUGACGGCCUGGCAGAGUUCUCAGUCCUGGGCUCUGGUGCCACCGUGGACCAGACCUUCGCGGGCUUUUUGAAGCUGCCCAAUGGCGCGCACACCGGUGACAAGGACGUCUGGGACUCGAAGCAGAUUACGAGCGCGGAAUGGAUCUUCGACGGUCCAGGGAUCUUCAACGUAGAUGGUGAGGUCCUUGAGCAUGAUGGUCUCCUCCGCAUUCGCGUUUUGCCAGCAGCUCUUGAAUUGCUCGUUGGCAAGGAUGAAGUAGCCUCUGCCGGUCCGGCUGAUGAGGCAGCACCUCCCACGUGGCGCGCGGACCCAGCACGCUGGCGCAUGCUCCUGCUCUUUAUGUUCGGCUGCAUGGCGAACCAGGCCAUUUGGAUCGGCUUUGCUCCAAUUGAAUCUGACGUCAUGAAGGAGUACGGCGUGUCUGCAACAUGUGUGAACUUCUUAUCGAUGGUCUUCAUGAUCGUGUACCUUCCCGCGAACUUCCCAGCCUCCUAUGCCAUGGACGUCUUGGGCUGUCGAUGGGCUUUGCUGAUUGGCGGCUGCCUACAGACAUUGGGAGCUGUUCUGAGGUGCCUGCCGGCCGAUCCUGUCACUACUCGAUACCUGGUCAUGACUGGGCAAGCCCUGGCUGCUGCUGGGCAGCCCUUUUUCACAGACAUGCCGCCCAAGAUUGCAGCAGAUUGGUUCCCUGCCUACCAACGAGUGUUGGCAGACACGCUGGCCUCGCUGUCAAUCUCCGUCGGCGCAGCUGUAGGCUUUGUGCUGCCAGUGGCCUUCGGCCUCCACCAAAUGCUCUAUGUGCACCUGGCAUGGUCGGCACUGUCUCUGAUCCUGAUCUUGGCAUUCUUUCGAUCAUCACCUGCAACACCUCCGAGCCCGCUGUCCACGCAGCGCCAUGAGGGCAAAUCUUUUGGCGCGGAGCUCCGAAACGCGUUGGGCAAUGGCAAUUUGUGGUGCUUGAUCUUGUCCUUCAGCUGCAGCUUGGGCUCUUUCAACACCCUGAGCACCCUGGCAGCGCAGCUCGUCGGCCCGUUUGGCUACAGCUCAGAUGACGCUUCGAUCUUCGGGGUGGCCUGCACCAUUUGCGGUGUCUUCGGUGCCCUUGUGAUGUCCGUUAUCGUCGGCCUCACGGGAAAGCAUAAGGCCGUCCUUACAACCUGCUGCGUGCUUUGUGUACUCUUCGCCGUGCUGGCUGCCUCAACAGUCAUCUAUGUGGGCAGUGGGCCAGGAGGCUUGGAGCUCUUGGCUGUAGCCUUUGCUGGCCUCGGCUUCUCAGCCACCCCAAUGAUGCCCAUCUCCUUCGAGGCGGCCGUGGUGGUUGGGCAUCCCACUGGAGAGGGAACGCUGGCUGGACUCUGUAUGUCUGGUGGGCAAAUCCUUGGGAUAGGUCAGACCCUGAUUCUGGGACAACUUCUUCAGAGCGGCCACCCAAAGGCUGCUUGGAUCCUCUCGGGCGGGCUCUUCGGGUUGGCCCUGCUUGCCGUGAGUUUGUUUGCGCCCAAAAGCCAGUCCUACCAGCUGCCGCUGCUUGAGGAGUCCGAUGUAGAAGACUCUCGGACCUCCUCGUCCUCAUGA